Messenger RNA from Scaptodrosophila lebanonensis, 1959 nucleotides. Its product is annotated as trichoplein keratin filament-binding protein. Gene Ontology annotation, biological process: apoptotic process. The transcript has 2 exons. Bases 175 to 1710 code for a protein of 511 amino acids. Gene Ontology annotation, cellular component: keratin filament. The record is from RefSeq and is a predicted model, not a curated record. Lineage: Eukaryota; Metazoa; Arthropoda; Insecta; Diptera; Drosophilidae.
AUUGGCCUGCAACAGUACAUUGCACUUCUUCAUAGCUGCGAAGCGGCUUUCGUGCUUCUUAACGCGCGGCUCCAGAUUUGUCUUCUUGGCUGAGUUUGGCGAAUCCUGUUACAGAGGGACAGAUAGAAAGAGCGCUGUUCGCCUAAGCAGGAAGGACACGAACAUAAUCAUAUCAUGUCAGUCCCCCUAAACUACCAACACGCUCAGUACGCCAUGCGGCGCGAAUUGGAGCACAAUCGGGUGCAGGCGGUGGAGGAGCGGAAUCGCUACUACGACCACUGGGGCAAGGUGACGACGCGCUUUGAUUCCUGGACCAACAAGGAGUACUACAACAAUGCUGAGAAGAAGAUCCAGCAGAAGCAGAGUCUGGAGGAGAAGCAGCGUCAGCUCGCCGAGCGACGCAGCAAGCUGCGCUCCAUGCUGGACAGUGAGAACGAUUGCUACGAUUGCGAGAUGGGUCGGAAGGGCAGAUCGCGCCAGACAAACAAUUUGGAGACCUUGACGCGCGUCAAUCAGUCGCUGAAGGAGCGCGAGCAGCUCAAGCGCAAGCUGGAAUUGGAGGCUAAGCUCUAUGGACGCUGGCGUCAUGGCGUGGACGAUGACAAGCUAUUGUAUCAGUCCAAAUCCGAUAAUCAGGUGUUGGCCAAACUCAACUGGCUGGACAAACAGAUUGAGCAGCAGCAACAACGCGAACAGGAAGAAGCUCUGGCCACCGAGCGCCAGUUGCAGCUGCAGCAGGAGAGAAGCCGCACCGAGCUGGCGCAAAAGGAGCGGCAGUUGAUACGCGAGCAGGAGAUUAAGGAGAUACGUGCCUUGCAGGAGAAGCACAUGUCGGAGCUGAAGCGUCGUCAGGAGCAAUCGGACAAGCUCAAGGAGGAGGAGCGCCACCUGCGCGUAUUCCUGGAGGAGCUCAAAAAGGAGCUGCAGCUGAUUGAGCAGAGCACCGCACUCGUCCUGCAGCGUCCCGACUUUGGUCAGGCCUUCAAUCUCAAGAAAAUCAAAGUAUUUGUGCGCAAUCGUUCAGAAACUUAUCGCAAACAAAUAGCCCUCUGCAUUAAUUUGUUGCAGCGCGUCAAAAAUUAUUCCACCAAGCCCGAGGCCGUCCAGCAGCUGAUCGGCAAAUACAAGGCGCAGCAGGACGCCGAAAUCUCGGCCUCGGCUCAAAUCGACACCAUGUACGAGUCGGAGGCCAAAUACAACUUGCAGCGUUGCGAGGAGACCUGGCGUGAACAAAAUUUGCAACGCUAUGGUGAAAUCAAGAAGCUAAUCGAAGCCGAGAACAAUGCAUUAUCUGCUCUGCUCACCGAGAAUAUGACACAACAGCAGGAGAUUAUUGAGCUGCGCAGCACACAUCUGACCGGCAUUGAGAAUUCCAAUAAGCAAUUGGAGCAAUUAACUCAGGAGGCAGCCGCCUCACCACGUGCCACAAGCAGUGGCGAGAGCAUACCACAGACUGCAGUCGAACCGGAAACUGAGCUCCUCAUACAACCCUCGAAUAGUUGCAUCGAACUUGCCAAUGCAGAGCUGCCGCCCAAGCUAACGAAUUCCUUUUCCAAUCUCAAUCUAGAUUGCUGGCAGAAUUUGCCAUCGGUACGUGGCGGCAUCGACGUGGAGUCGACUCGCCUCAACAAGACGCGCUCCAUGAAUGUGGUUAACCCCACCAAUGCCGUGCCACCGAAAUUCGCACGGAAACGCGUCGCCUGGACCUAGAGCUGUUCCAUUUCAUUUAUAUUUGUAUUCACAUUAGUUCGUAAGAGCAAAUUAUUCGAAUGUAUCCAUCUAUCUACUAUCUACUGCACUCCCCUGAAGAAGUCGCCAAUUAAGCCAAAUUGUAUUCAAAGUUAUGAUAUGAGAGAUGCGAGUGUUAGUUAGAGAUAUAUGUACCCAUACUGUUUUGUAUUGUACUUAAUGUAUUUGUGUCCAACAAGAGAAUAAAUUAUAAAUUGCUUUUACACUACA